This is a messenger RNA of Trichechus manatus latirostris (Florida manatee), 567 nucleotides long. RefSeq names its product dual specificity phosphatase 18 (gene DUSP18). NCBI's taxonomy places the organism in Eukaryota, Metazoa, Chordata, Mammalia, Sirenia, Trichechidae. The transcript has a single exon. Gene Ontology annotation, biological process: peptidyl-tyrosine dephosphorylation. Gene Ontology annotation, cellular component: cytoplasm. Gene Ontology annotation, molecular function: protein tyrosine phosphatase activity; MAP kinase tyrosine/serine/threonine phosphatase activity. The record is from RefSeq and is a predicted model, not a curated record. The coding region runs from base 1 to 567 and encodes 188 amino acids.
AUGACAGCGGCUGCACAUGCCUUCCCGGUUCAGCUCCGGCAGCCCUCAGUCAGCGGCCUCUCACAGGUCACCAGCAGCCUGUACAUCAGCAGUGGUGCGGCCGCCAACAACAAGCUAAUGCUGUCCACCCACCAGAUCACCACAGUCAUCAACGUCUCGAUGGGGGUGGUGAACACCCGCUACAAGGACAUCCAGUACAUGCACGUGCCUGUGGCUGACAGCCCCAUCUCCCGCCUCUGCGACUUCUUUGACCCCAUCGCCGACCACAUCCACAGUGUAGAGAUGAAGCAGGGCCGCACGCUGCUGCACUGCACCGCCGGUGUGAGCCGCUCGGCCACCCUCUGCCUUGCCUACCUCAUGAAGUACCAUGCCAUGUCCCUGCUGGACGCCCAUACGUGGACCAAAUCGUGCCGGCCCAUCAUCCGGCCCAACAGUGGCUUUUGGGAACAGCUCAUCCACUACGAGUUCCAGCUGUUUGGCAAAAACACUGUGCACAUGGUCAGCUCCUCGAUGGGCAUGAUCCCUGAUGUCUAUGAAAAGGAGGUCCGUUUGAUGAUUCCGCUGUGA